Molecule: messenger RNA, 1482 nt
Organism: Rhodamnia argentea
Lineage: Eukaryota; Viridiplantae; Streptophyta; Magnoliopsida; Myrtales; Myrtaceae
Product: probable pectinesterase/pectinesterase inhibitor 12
Exons: 2
Coding region: 1-1482 (493 amino acids)
Biological process (GO): cell wall modification
Molecular function (GO): pectinesterase inhibitor activity; pectinesterase activity
Source: RefSeq, a predicted model, not a curated record
AUGGCUUCAUUCAUAGCGUCUCUCCUCCUCCUCGCUGUCCUAAAGCAAUCGGCGGCGGCUUCCGGCAUUUCUAGUUCCGAUUCGUCUCCUGUCGACGACUUGCUUCUGUCGCUCAAAACCCCGCUUUUUGCAGCCACCGACAUCUUGACCGUUCUUGAGUCUGCUAACCGGGCUGACAUUGUUGAGGAAAAAAGAGGCACUCUCGAGGCCUGCGAGGAGCUCCACCGGAUAUCUAUCUCGAACCUGAAAGAAUCACUCUUGGAGAUUGCUGACCUGUCCAAGGUGAGGGGCCUCCUCAGCUCGGUCCUCACGAAUCAUUGGACAUGCCUAGAGGGACUCCGGUCAACCUCGGGACCGCUCAAGGAUGUCCUGGAAAGUUCCUUUCGCCAUUCCUACGAGCACGUCAACGCGUCACUCUCUGUUGUCUAUAAGGCAGAGUUGCUGCAAGAACCGAGACGUCACCGGAGGCAGAUGAGCUCCGCAGAGUGGCUGUCUAGGAAUGACCGCUCACUCUUGGAGGCCCCCAUUACAAGCUUUCAUCCUCGGAAGGUGAUCACCGUGGCUGCAGAUGGAAGCGGGAUGUUCAGAACCAUAUCCGACGCGAUUAGGUUGGCCGUCCCGGAUAACAGUAAUCGCAGGACAAUAAUUCAUAUCAAGAAGGGAGUUUACCGUGAGCUUUUGCGGAUUCCGGCCCAUAAGACGAACAUCUUCUUGGUAGGAGACGGAGACAGCCGAACCAUCAUCACCGGGAACCGAAAUUAUGUGGACGGGUGGCAGACUUACCAAACGGCAACCGUUGGCAUUUCGGCUCGAGGAUUCAUGGCGAGGGACAUCACGUUCGCGAACACGGCAGGACCCACCAAGCAUCAAGCUGCUGCGCUCCGAGUGAACGCGGAUUUUGCCGCGUUCUACCAUUGUGGCAUCCAUGGCUACCAGGACACGCUGUACGCGCACUCGGGCAAACAGUUUUACCGCGAAUGCAACAUCUCGGGAACAGUCGACUUCAUAUGUGGCGAUGCUUCGGCUGUCUUCCAGUCUUGCCGGGUGAUAUCGAAAAGGCCAUUGCCCCAGCAAUUCACUACUGUCACGGCCCAAUCGAGACAAGUGCCAACCCAAGACAGCGGUUUCUCCCUUCACAGGUGCUCCAUCCUGGCCUCCCCUGGCUUGGCCUCCUCUCGUGUGAAGAAUUACCUGGGGAGACCUUGGCAGGCUUACUCUAGGACAGUGAUCCUUGACUCCUACAUCGGUGGACACAUCGACCCUGCUGGUUGGUCGCCCUGGAAUGAUAAGGGAGUUCCCGACACCUUGUACUACGGCGAGUACAAGAAUCGUGGCCCCGGUUCGACCACUGCUCGUAGAGUCCGCUGGCGCGGCUUUCACGUCAUGAGUUACCGAGACACUUCACCUUUCAUGAUCUCCCCAUUCAUUUGGGCAGAUAAGUGGCUGGCAUCCACUAGGUUCCCCUACGAUACUACAAUUUGA